Messenger RNA from Psilocybe cubensis, 321 nucleotides. RefSeq lists its product as uncharacterized. Gene Ontology annotation, molecular function: structural constituent of ribosome. The record is from RefSeq and is a predicted model, not a curated record. Lineage: Eukaryota; Fungi; Basidiomycota; Agaricomycetes; Agaricales; Agrocybaceae. Bases 1 to 321 code for a protein of 106 amino acids. The transcript is spliced from 5 exons. Gene Ontology annotation, biological process: cytoplasmic translation; ribosomal large subunit biogenesis. Gene Ontology annotation, cellular component: cytosolic large ribosomal subunit; ribosome.
AUGGGCUCCACUAGAUUGUACAGCAAAGGUCGCGUUCUCGGUCACAAGCGUGCCAAACGCAAUUCCCGUCCCAAUACUUCUCUGAUCCAGAUUGAGGGCGUUGCUACCAAAGAGGAUGCCCAAUUCUACCUCGGAAAGCGCGUGGCCUUUGUUUACAAGGCUAAGCGGGAGAUCCAAGGGUCAAAAAUCCGUGUCAUCUGGGGGCGAGUCACCAGGCCUCAUGGAUCUUCAGGUGUUGUGAAGUCAAAAUUCCGAAGCAACCUCCCCCCACAGGCAUUCGGCGCCAGCGUCCGUGUUAUGCUCUACCCCUCCACCAUCUGA